This is a messenger RNA of Talaromyces proteolyticus, 910 nucleotides long. RefSeq lists its product as uncharacterized. The record is from RefSeq and is a predicted model, not a curated record. The transcript is spliced from 4 exons. Bases 47 to 682 code for a protein of 211 amino acids. NCBI's taxonomy places the organism in Eukaryota, Fungi, Ascomycota, Eurotiomycetes, Eurotiales, Trichocomaceae.
GAGUACAGCACACACUCCAGCGUCGACGCAUACACCAAGUCGAAAGAUGCUCAGGCGCGAAAACCUGAUCCUAACUGCUGCUCUCCUCUGUUUGUAUUAUUAUCAAGGAUUCAUUCUCGGAGCGGCAUUCAUAUCGAGCUUUUACAUUGACCCGGAUUGCGAUGUUGGGCUUUGCCCAAUGUCAUACUUAUCCGCACUUUUUUUCCCGCUAGUUGGCUUAAUAUCAUUACUGGCGGGUGACAGGCUGGGUAGUAUUUACGGCACAAAAAGAGCAUUUGAGGUAGGAUGUCUAUGGUGGAUAAUAUGGACACUGGUGGGAGCCAUUUAUAGAAGACUCAAAAUAGUCAACAUCUGUCUCAGAAUGUCUUCGAUUGUGGGGUUAGAGGUUCUCAUAAAUGCACCGAAUGUGUCGGAAUUUUCUGCGGCGACAGUAUUUGAAGCCGUCUUUACUGGUGGCAUUUCUAUGCUCGGAGCUUACAGUGGAGGCCAAUCCUUACGGAAAAUAUCCUCAAUUGCCUCGAUACCUUUUGUUCACAGUGCGGUGUUAUCAGCGGUAGCAUUAUAUGUUGUUCAUAAUUAUGUUCCCGAUACUAGGCCAAAAUGUCAAAAUUCCAAGGUAGACUGGUUUGGAAUUAUCUUUGGGGCCCUGGGACUCAGUUUUAUGAACUUAACCCCAGAGUAGCGUUUCCGUUCUAUGUUGAAAGAAGAAGUCUAACGUGAAGUAGAUUCUUAUGUCGGCAUUCACUUUUCGAUCAACGAAAUGUCGCUAUUUACCUAUUAUUAUCUAUUUACUGGAGCAUAUAUGCGCUGGUGGAAAUGAAGUAUGUUGGCAAGCAUGCUCUAUUCCCAGCUACCCUCUGGCCAGACAUCAUAUUGUACAGUGUGCUGAUACUGGCCUGUACACACACCA